This is a messenger RNA of Daldinia loculata, 2037 nucleotides long. RefSeq names its product heterokaryon incompatibility protein-domain-containing protein. Lineage: Eukaryota; Fungi; Ascomycota; Sordariomycetes; Xylariales; Hypoxylaceae. The record is from RefSeq and is a predicted model, not a curated record. Bases 1 to 2037 code for a protein of 678 amino acids. The transcript has 6 exons.
AUGUCUGUCUCAACACUUUAUCCUAUAAGGCCAUGUUCACACAGGCUUGACCGCGAUAGUUUCAGGCUAAUGUUUCUGGAACGAGGAGGGUGGGACUUACCUUUACGAUGCCAACUAGUUACGAAGAAAUUAAUGGAAGUAUCGGGAUAUCAAGCACUCUCCUAUGCUUGGGGCUCUCCAGCCGUAACUAGACCAAUCAUUGUCAACGAUAUGAAUAUGACGAUUACGAUAAACCUGGACAUAGCACUGAGGCACUUGAGACGAGAAGAUUCCGAUAUUUUGCUCUGGGUUGAUGCUUUGUGUAUUAAUCAAGCCGACCUUGACGAACGAGAAGCCCAAGUACAGAUCAUGAGCCAGAUCUAUCGUCGUGCUGAAAAUGUAAUUGUGUUUCUUGGUGACGGAACUACUCAUGCCUCUGGUCGUCUUCAGGAAUCAAGACCGCAAGAGUUCCUGUUCCACGACGACUUGUACGAUAGUCAAUACAUAUAUAAAGGUUUCGGCAUCUUUUGCCUCAUUAGCCUGUUUGCUCAGCAAGAAAGCCAACAUAUACGGGCAUUGGCAUCCCUCAAAAAAAGGAUUUUACAGGCAAUAUUUGAAGAUCUUCGGAUGAUGCUCUUAAGUCGGUGGUGGAAUCGCAUGUGGGUUUUCCAAGAGGUCAUAGUAUCAAAAAGGGUUGUUCUCCAGUAUGGCUGUUCAGUGGCUCCAUUAGAGCUAUUCAUUCGCGCAGCGCGGAAUAUUCAAAUUUUGAAUAUGAAGGAUUCGCUAUACAAGAAAUUGUCUUCCGAUAACAUCAAAGUACUACGUUGGUUUACGGAAAAUCUUAUCAAUAUCCAGGAAAGCCGGCGCCUACACACCUCUGUUAGCUAUGGCAAUACCGACGAAGAUUCGGUUGGUAAAUUGUUGCUCACACUGCUACGAGCAACGGGUAGCCGUAAAGCCUCCGACGAGCGAGAUAGAGUAUAUGCACUUCUUGGUCUUCUACCUGUCAAUCUCGGAAUCUCCCCCAAUUACCGUGUGGCAACCCCUUGGGUUUAUACCGAGGUUAUCCGUAACAUUAUAGCAACAACUAGAAGCCUUGACGUACUUUGCGGAGACCUUGGACGAAAGAAUAGGGGGGAUCUCCCAUCGUGGGUACCUGACUGGAGCGCCAUCAGCCACAACGAAGAAAUUCGCCGCACGAAGGUCACUACAAGUUCGGACGGUGUGCCUGAAAUCUUUGAUCAACUCGGUUUACACUCUUGGCAUCCUCCCACAAGCAAAGAUGAGAUGGAUAAGAGGCCUGCCUAUGAAAAGCCUACCUAUAGGCCUCAGUUUGGUCGCUUAACCAUUACUGGAGUUUGCAUUAGCCGUAUAAGAUACCAUAGCGACCAGUUUCUUGACCUCACAGAUGUGAGGCGACUCAAGGCACUCUUAAUCCAAUGGGCUAACGACUCAAACAAACCUUAUAAAAGUGAAAAUCCCAUCAUCACUCAAAUUCAUACACACAAGCUGAGAUCCUUGAUUUUCAAUUUGAAAUUCGUUUCCGGGGAGUUUAAAAGGCUCGAAGACGGAGACGAAAGACAUUUACGGAUGUGGUUUGACGCCAAGACAUCAUCGGAUAACCAAGCCUAUCAGGAUAUCUUAGGUUUCGAUUAUGUACUGAAAUUUAUGUCCACUAGACGACGUUUAUUCCUGACUGACAACAAUACUUUAGGGUGGCGUCCUGACGGCUUGAAAGCUCAUGAUAUAAUAUAUGUUCUGCCUGGUGGUAGGACCCCUUACGUACUUCGAAAUGCCGAUCAUAGGAUAUUCUACAUGAAAAUAGAUAUGGAAAUGAUCGGUGAUUCCUAUCUUCACGAUGCCAUGGAUGGGAAAUAUCUGAAACUUUCAAAUACGACUGACCAAGCAACUAGAAUCAUUCAAGAGGACUGCAGAUACGAAUUCACCGAUAUCGAACGCCUGUUUAGACGAGAAUUCCACGAUAUCAUAAGCAAAUAUGCACUCGAUAUCCGGGAUCAAAUAUUGAAUUACCUUGAUUAUCCGGCGUGUCUCGUGUAA